Molecule: messenger RNA, 1587 nt
Organism: Drechmeria coniospora
Lineage: Eukaryota; Fungi; Ascomycota; Sordariomycetes; Hypocreales; Ophiocordycipitaceae
Product: histone H1-binding protein
Exons: 2
Coding region: 1-1587 (528 amino acids)
Biological process (GO): DNA replication-dependent chromatin assembly; CENP-A containing chromatin assembly
Cellular component (GO): nucleoplasm
Molecular function (GO): histone binding
Source: RefSeq, a predicted model, not a curated record
AUGGCGGACUCAGUAGCAGAGACGCGACCUGCCGAGGAGACCGUGGAAGCAUCCGAGGUCGUCGCCGAGGCCGUAACCGACACCGUCGCCGAGCCUGUCGUCGAGACCAAGACCGAGACCGAGACCCAGACGAUCGGUGAGCCCAGCGGCAAGUCGUUGCUGGAAGAGCCUGCCGCCGCCGACAGCGGAUUCGCCACACCCAUCUCGCGCGACGAGGACCCCAAUUCCAAAAAGGUCACCCUCGCCGACCUGAGCGCCAAGGGCACCGCCCUCUACGCCCACCGGAGCUACGAGGAGGCGACCGAAAUCUUCUCUAGGGCCAGCAUCUUGCAGGCCGAGAUCAACGGCGAGACGGCCCCCGAAAACGCCGAGAUCCUCUUCCACUACGGUCGCAGCCUCUUCAAGGUCGGCCAGAGCAAGAGUGACGUCCUCGGCGGUCCCGCCGUCGCCGACAAGGGUGCUGCCGCCAAGGGUGCGAGCCAGAACAUCAUCAAGGACGCCAUCGAGGGUGCCGGGAGGAGCCUGGACGAGGGAGACGAGCCCGCCGGAGGCCCGGCCCCCCCAGCCGAGACGGUGCCGGAGGACGAGGCCGGUGCCGGAAAGAAGGCCGAGGCCAAGGAGGGCGCUGUCGAUGCGAAGAAGCCUCUCUUCCAAUUCUCCGGUGACGAGAACUUUGACGAACCCGACGAUGACGACGACGACGCGCCCGAGGGGCAGGAGGAGGAUGACGACGAUCUGGCGACGGCGUUUGAGAUCCUCGACCUCGCUCGCGUCUGCUACCUCAAGCAGCUUGAGAAGCUGACGCCCGAGCAAGGGACAGCCGAGGAUGACGCCGCCCCCGACCCCGAACCGUCCUCGGUCCGACACAUCAAGGAGCGUCUCGCCGACACCCACGACUGCCUCGCCGAAAUCUCGCUCGAGAAUGAGCGCUACCCGGCCGCGAUAGAAGACGGUCGCGUCUCGCUCAAGUACAAGAUGGAGCUCUACCCGGAGGAGUCGGAAAUUGUCGCCGAGGCUCACUACAAGCUCUCGCUCGCCCUCGAGUUCGCCUCCGUCACCGUCUCCGACGAGGAAGGCAAGAAUGCCAAGCGCGAGGCCGUCGACCAGCAACUCCGUGACGAGGCCGUCGAGGAGAUGGAGCUCGCCAUCAAGAGCUUCAAGCUCAAGAUGCAGGGCAAGGAGGUCGACCUCGCCACCAUGGCCUCGCCCGAGGACAACGACCUCGCCCGCCAGGCCAUCUCCGAGAUGAAGGAGGUCGUCGCCGACAUGGAGCAGCGCAACCAGCUUGUCGACCUGCGCAAGGACCACAUCGACGCCAGCAAGCUCCUCGGCGCCUCCGAAGCCAACGCCCUCGGUGGCAUCCUCGGCGCCGCCCUGGGCGAGUCUGCCGCAGAGACGCUCGCACGCGUCCAGGAGGCGACCAAGACGGCCACCGAUCUCACCGGUCUCAUUCGCAAGAAGAAUCCCGCCGACUCCGUUUCCACCUCGACCAACGGCAAGCGGAAAGCGGAAGACGACGUGAUGCCCGCCGGGGGCGAGUCGCCCAAGAAGGCUAGGGUUGACGACGAUGGCGCGCCGCAAGAGUGA